AUGAAACCUAACGAACAAAUUGACCAUGGCGCAGACACGCAGCUCCAUCGAACGCUAGGAACACGACAUCUUACCAUGGUUGCCCUCGGAUCUUCAAUUGGAAUGGGAAUGUGGCUGGGAGCUGGAACUUCCCUUGUGAAUGGUGGUCCAGCUGCUUUAUUUCUGGGAUUCGUGCUGGCCAGCUCCCUGAUAUGGGCCGUAAACCAGGCCAUAGGCGAGAUGGCUGUAAUUUACCCCCUUCCGUCGGCGUUUAUACAGUGGACGAGCAUCCUUAUCAGUCCUGCAGCAGGGUUCGCAGUGGGCUGGGGAUAUUGGAUGUCUUACUGGAUUUCCAUGGCGAAUGAACUUCAGGCGGUAGUCACUAUUCUGAGGUACUGGACGGAUGAUUUGCCCACGGCAGCUGGAAUUUCAGCAUUUUGGGUUGUGAUCAUUCUGGUGAAUAUCUGGGCAGUCAAGUUCUUUGCAGAGGUGGAAGUGGUUAGUUCAACCAUUAAGUUCAGUUGGAUGCUGGUCGUUGUUAUUACCCUUCUGGUUAUCACUGCGGGCGGAGCUCCCAAAGGCCAUGCCAUCGGCUUCCGCUACUGGAACGAGGACCCCUUUACCAAUGGCUUCAAGGGGUAUAUUGCAAUCUUGCCAACGUGUAUCUUUGCAAUGGCGGGUAAUGAGACCACUGCCUUUGUGGCACACGAGGUCGUAAACCCUAGAAGGUCAAUGCCCAAAGCAGUCAACUCAAUCUGGCUCCGCCUUGGGUUAUUUUACCUCCUAGGAAGCUUGAUGAUUACCCUGGCGAUUUCACCAAAGGACCCUAAUCUGUUUGGCAACGAAGGCAGUAAUGGGUCACCCUUUGUGAUUUCCUUCCAGAAUGCAGGGAUUCCGGCUAUGGCGCACAUCACUAAUACUGUCAUCUUUCUUUCCGUCCUGUCGACAGGAAGCAUUACUGCAUAUGGUGGGUCUCGCGUUCUUGUCGGGUUGGCGCAUAUCAACAUGGCUCCCAGCAUAUUUGGCAAGGCAGACAGUAGGGGCCGUCCUUGGGCGGCAUACACCGCGACACUUCUCUUCGGGGGUGGCCUUGCAUAUCUGAACGUCUCCCAUACUGGUGAGGAGGUCUUUACCUGGCUUUCACACCUAGUUUCACUACUGCAGCUCGUUGGUUGGGGCCUGAUCUGCCUCUGCAAUAUCAGGCUACGAUAUAUCUGGAAAUACCAGGAUCGUGCAGUGGCUGAUCUGCCUUGGACGUCAUGGUUUUCUCCCUACGCGCAGUGGUGGGGGUUAGCAUGGUGCAUCAUUCUUAUUAUCUUGGAGCUCUACCUGAGCAUCAAGCCACUGGGCGAGCGAACCUCUGCCAAACAUUUUUUUGCCAACUUUGUCAGUAUAAUUGCAGUACUUGUGGCCUGGAUCCUGGCUCAGAUAUGGUACCGUUGUCCAAUAUGGAUUCAUGCGGGCGAGGUCGAUCUGGACGAGUUCCGGAGGUUUUAUGCCGAUCGUGAUGAUGAAGAAGAGACCGGCCAAACGGGGAUCCGGCAUUCCGUUAAGCGGAAGGCUAAGGCGCUAGUUUCUUAG
Molecule: messenger RNA, 1560 nt
Organism: Aspergillus versicolor CBS 583.65
Lineage: Eukaryota; Fungi; Ascomycota; Eurotiomycetes; Eurotiales; Aspergillaceae
Exons: 4
Coding region: 1-1560 (519 amino acids)
Biological process (GO): amino acid transmembrane transport
Cellular component (GO): membrane
Molecular function (GO): amino acid transmembrane transporter activity
Source: RefSeq, a predicted model, not a curated record